Messenger RNA from Nelumbo nucifera (sacred lotus), 2286 nucleotides. The record is from RefSeq and is a predicted model, not a curated record. Lineage: Eukaryota; Viridiplantae; Streptophyta; Magnoliopsida; Proteales; Nelumbonaceae.
AGUGGAUUCCGAUCGAAGAAGUGAAACACUGGUUCUUCACUGGUUCCUAGAUAUACGUACCUGAGGAGUCCGUUGAAUUUUGUAGCAGAGAAGAAAGUAGACAAAAUUUUUGCUAGGAUAAAACAUACGAUAAAACUUGCGUUCUCGGACAAGAUAUCGAUGAUGUUUGUGAAGCUCGAGCUACUACUGCUGCUUCUGUGCUCUUUUCUUCUUUUAUUCAUGUCGUGCAUGGUAGCCUCGGAAGAUGCCGGUUUUAUCUAUAACGGCUUUCAGGGUGCCAAUGUUAGCCUGGAUGGCAUGGCACAAAUCACACCCAACGGCCUCUUGAUGCUAACGAACCAAUCUAUACGACAGAUAGGUCAUGCCUUCUAUUCCUACCCGUUCCAGUUCAAGAAUCAAUCAGACGGUAAUGUGAUUACUUUUUCUACAACUUUUGUAUUUGGGAUCCUCCCCGAGUUCCAAAGUUUAGGUGGUCAUGGGAUUGCUUUCGUGAUCACACCUACAAGAGCGUUACCGGGAGCUCUACCAGCCCAAUAUCUAGGCCUCUUCAACGAGUUUAACAAUGGUAAGCAGUCCAAUCAUGUUUUUGCAGUGGAGUUCGACACCAUCAUGAACACUGGUGAUUUCUCCGAUAUCAAUAACAAUCAUGUUGGUAUCGAUAUUAACGGUUUAAUGUCCAUCCAUGCCGCUCCGGCGUCUUAUGCCACCGAUCACAGCGGUGGCGUAAACAACUUAACCCUUAUGAGUGGGAAACCUAUACAAGUGUGGGUAGAAUACAGUGGUCUAAACAAGCAACUUAAUGUAACGUUGGCUCCGAUCGAUGUUACUAAACCCGAUAUUCCUCUGCUUUCCUAUUACCUAAAUCUUUCUCAGGUCGUGGAAGAUCUCAUGUACAUUGGCUUCUCCUCCUCGACGGGUGCCUUUUCUGCGUCGCAUUACGUGUUGGGAUGGAGCUUUAAGAUGAACGGACCAGCCAAAGAGCUUAGCAUCUCCCAGCUUCCGAAGCUACCUCGAAUAGGACCCAAAGAGCAUUCCAAAUUUCUGACGGUGGGACUACCCAUUAUUGGCCUAGUUUUGGCCUUCAUAGUAAUUUCCAUUGUCCUUUUCAUCGUGAGAAGGAAGAGAAAGUUCGCUGAAUUACUUGAAGAUUGGGAACUCAACUAUGGGCCUCAUAGGUUCAAAUACAAAGAUCUUUACAUCGCCACCAACGGAUUUAGGGAAAAUGAGCUUCUGGGUAUCGGCGGUUUCGGUAGGGUCUACAGAGGCGUGUUACCCACCUCCAAAAUCGAAGUCGCAGUGAAGAGAGUCUCUCAUAAAUCUAGACAAGGAUUGAGAGAAUUUGUCGCUGAGAUUGUUAGCAUGGGACGGCUGCGGCACCGGAACUUGGUACAGCUCUUGGGCUAUUGCCGGCGUAAAGGACAACUCUUACUGGUGUACGAUUAUAUGCCCAAUGGAAGUCUAGACAAAUUCCUCUUCAACCAAUCAAAAGCCACACUGAAUUGGGGUCAAAGAUUUCAUGUCAUCAAAGGAGUAGCAUCUGGGCUAUUUUAUCUGCAUGAAGGGUGGGAACAGGUGGUUGUUCACAGAGAUGUCAAGUCCAGUAAUGUCUUGUUAGACAAUGAAUUUAAUGCAAGAUUAGGAGAUUUUGGCCUCGCAAGACUCUAUAAUCGAGGAAUGCAUCCCAAAACUACUCAUGUGGUACGUACGCUUGGUUACAUUCCGCCAGAGAUUACUAGGUCCAGCAAAGCAUCACCGAGCUCAGAUGUUUUCAGUUUUGGGGCCUUUAUGCUUGAAGUGGCAUGUGGGAGAAGGCCAAUAGAUCCACAAGCAUCGUCAGCAGAAAAGAUAAUUUUGGUGGAUUGGGUGUUGUCAUAUUGGACUAGAGGGAAGAUUCUUGAGACAGUAGAUCCAAAUCUGGGUAGUGAUUAUGUAGCUGAGGAAAUGGAUUUGGUGUUAAAGCUUGGCUUGCUUUGCUCUCACUCCAUUCCGACUGCUAGGCCGACUAUGCGGCAGGUGGUGCGCUUUUUGGCCGGUGAUGUCCCUCUGCCAGAAUCAUCUUUGCAUGGUCAAGCGUUUGCACAUGGUAAAGGGACUGAAGUAUUUGCCACGUCGCAUCCUUCUUCCUCUCUAGGAAAUACAUCGACUACACAACUACCAUUAGUUGCAGAUUCACUCCUCUCAACCGGCCGUUAAAGUUUGUAAUCUUUUUAGAUAACUUGCGGCUAAACUUUACUUGUAUGUACAUAUCAAUUACUAUUAAAUAUACAGCAGUAUUAAAAGUGUGAA